Paramecium primaurelia is the source of this 1623-nucleotide messenger RNA. The record is from the annotation of a GenBank genome assembly. Lineage: Eukaryota; Ciliophora; Oligohymenophorea; Peniculida; Parameciidae.
AUGGAACAAGAUAAUACAAUAUUAGAUCAGAUGAAACAACAACUAUAAACAAAAGACUAUUUGACUUUUAAGUCAUAAAUAAAUAUAAUCAAAAGGUAUUACUCAAAGGAAAAAGAAAAUUAAAUAUGUAUAUAUUCAAUAAUUAUUAUAGAAAAACAAAUAAUAUAAUUAAAUAAUAUUCUUGAGACAUUAAAAAAUAUGGUAAUAGAGUUAACUAAAAAUGGAGAUUAUAUUAUUAAUGCUGAUUAAAAUCAAAUUAAUAUUUAACAAAUUAUUGGUGAAAGUGAAGAUAAAAAGUAAUAGAACAUUAAAGAAGCUGAAAGAUUAUUAAAAGAAGGUAUGAAGAAUUGAAUUAUUAUUUAGGAGUUGCAUUAUAUAAUUUGAAUAAAUAUUAAGAUGCCAUUGAAUGUUAUGACAAAGCAACUUCCAUUAAUCCUAAGUAUGAUAUUGCAUGGAAUAAUAAAGGUAUAGUAUAAUUUUUAAGCAUUAUUAUUUAGGAGAUGCAUUAAAUAAUUUGAAUAAAUAUUAAGAUGCCAUUGAAUGUUUAGACAAAGCAAUUUCCAUUAAUCCUAAGUUUGAUAUUGCAUGGAGUAAUAAAGGUAUAUUAUAUAAUAAUUCAGGUUAUGCACUACACAAUUUAUAGAAAUAUACUGAUGCAAUUUCAUGUUAUGAUUAAGCUCUUUCUAUUAACAUUAAUCCUCUAAGAUUACAACGAAAAGGUAAAUCAAACUUUAAUUUAUAUUUAGCUGAUUCACUAUUUGAAUUAGGGAAGAAAUCAGAAGCUAAACAAUUUUAUUUGGCUUACAUUGCAAAAAGGAUCUAAUAAUACGAUUUAUAUUUAGAAAUAACUAUCAAAGUUAUGAAGUAAUAUCAUAUUAAAAAAAAAUAAUAUAAUAAGAUCAAACAUUUCAUAUUAAUCAAUUCUUCGUUGUUUCUUUUGCAAGAAUUUUCUAAACAAUUGUAAAAAAUCAUAAACUCAACAUUUAAAUACUCUCUCUCUAAUUUAAUAGAAAAUUAAAUAACAAUCAUUAUUUCAAAUUCUAAAAUUUAGUAUCAUUUUUUGGCCAUUAUUUCUUUUAAAUAUCAAUUAAAUUAAUAUUGCUAUUGUCCUGAUUCCUGAACUUAAAACACACUUAAAUUCUUUUUUGUUUAUAAGCGGUUAUGACGUAACUUCAAAAAGAAUUAGAUUGUAAUAAUAUCAUUCAUAUUUCACCUAGUCACUCAAAGAUUUUGAAUCCUUUUUAAAAAAAAAUAAGACUUUACAGAAUGCUGUCUUAGAAAGAGGUAAAUUCUAAUUUUAAGGAUAUUAAAUUUUAAGGAUUAAAAUGUUAAAGUCAUUAAAUACUUUUCAGAACCAGAAAUUAAAGUUAUUUUUAUUCACAUUAAAGUUUCGCCCUUAUCAUUCUAAAUUUUAGAUAAAAUGAUCACACAAGCCAAUAAAGAAAUGAUAUUUCAGAAAUGUCUCUAUUCUAAUCUGCAAAGGAUUAUGAAAAUUCUUAAAAAAUUAACUCAUAAUUGAUUUUAAAUCGAAAUGUGGUGGGGUGUUUGAAAGGGAUUAAGAACCUUAAUUAAAUAUAUGAUAGGGCCUGUUAAAUUGAUAUCAAAAAGUUUCUAAUAUCUUGA